Funneliformis geosporum is the source of this 1116-nucleotide messenger RNA. The record is from the annotation of a GenBank genome assembly. NCBI's taxonomy places the organism in Eukaryota, Fungi, Glomeromycota, Glomeromycetes, Glomerales, Glomeraceae.
AUGGAUCAACCAUUGGUUCUCUUUUAUAAUGGCAAAUUUCAUAUAGUCGAUAAGGUUAAGAAAUUGGAUCGUUUGAAUCCCCUGCUCAGAAGUAGUUUAGAAAUAAACAAAUUUCUUUCCGGUGAAGAUGUUUUCAACGGGUUUCCAUUCAAUUCCGUAACUACAGCGGCUACAAUCUCAAUUACAUUUCUAAAUGAUGCUUUGAAAGUCUUGGCAAGAGAUGUGAAACAAAUAUCUGUAUCGGUCCUUAACACUUUGGGAAAAAUUUUUGGAAUGGUUUGUCGAAAAUUUGAUCUACAAGACGGGACUCCCGCGAUUUUGUUUCGGUCAAAGCAAGCGAUAUCAAAUCUAAGUUGGAUUUUUCGACUUGUUGAAACCUUCAAUUUAUUGUUAAAAUACAAAUUGAGCUUUGACUUGAAGAAUUCGAGUUCCGUAUGUUGGCCAAUCGCACUAUCACUUUUAGCUUUUACCUGCACUUUUUACCUUUUGGAAAAAGCUUAUAAACAAGACGAACUAAAUUGUUUGACUGACGUUCAAAAGUAUCAAUUCACGGAAAAGUUUGACCGUAUACAUACAAUUUUGAAUAAAAUUCUCCUAAAUUUAAACAACAAUCAAAUAGACCACUUCCAAGUUAAUGCUGAAUAUUUACAACAUUACCUUGAAAAUGAUUUUGAACCAUUUGUGGAAGAAGUAAACGUUCAUUUGGAAGUUCAAUUGCAAGUACUGAACGAAGAGAAAGAAGAUCAGGUUAUUAAGACUGUAGCCGCUUCAGUUGUCUCCGUCAUCUCGUUUAUAGUGGCAGUCAAAGCAGACACCGCUUUUAAAAGAGCUGUUGGUGCUGCUGUUGGUGGGGCAACUGCCGGAUAUGCGUUAAAUAAUAUUUGUAGAGGAAGGAAACUUGGUGAAAUCAUUGAAGAGCAUAAACAAAUUAAAGAUAUCGUCAAAGGAUCAAAACUAUUUUCGAAGAGAAUGCGUGAAGAUACCGACAUUGAAUUUGACGAGUCAGAUCUGUUAAUCUUGGUUCACCAGUUUGAGAUCUUUCGUGAUAUAGUCAUGGAUUUUCGAACUGCUCUCAAUUUUGACUUACGCCCAACGUUCAACGUUCUUGAUGAAGAG